GUGGUGCUUAAUUUUGUCUUCAAAUAUAUUCACUCAUACACGUUUUGCCAUUAAUUGAUUUAAUUCUAUCAUAGUUUUAAUUUGUUGUGUUUGGAUUUUAAGUAAAGUUUGGUACUAUUUAGCUCAUAGCAUAACAUGGAUAGAGAAGAAGGUGGAACAUUGAUCAUGGGACGUGCAGAGAUUGACACUGGAGCUCCAUUCAAGUCAGUUAAGGAAGCUGUUCUUUUGUUUGGAGAAAGAGUCUUAGCUGGAGAAAUUUAUGCCAACAAGCUCAAAGAGAUGCAAAAUGAAGAAAAUGAAAGAGAGAGUGCACAAUCCAAAACUGGAGCAUUAGCAUCUGAGCUAGAAGAAACAAAGCAAAAACUUGAAGGAACAAAAGAAGAAGCUAACUUCCUAGCUCAAUGCAUCAAAUCCCUCAAAAAGGAACUAGACCAAACAAAGAAAGAGUUGGAAGAGACAAAGGCAAGAGAAUUGAAGUUGCUACAACGAUGCGCUAUUCCAGAGACAACCGAAGACAUCAAGUUCAUAGCAAAUGCAACCAACAAGGAUAUCAAAACACAAACCAAUAACAACGACGAUGAUGAUAACGAGGAAACAAUCCAAAAAAGAAGAUAUGUGAAAUUUGCUAGCCCUCAUGUAUUAGCUCAUGUUAUUCCUAAUAAAGAUGAGUUACUUGUGAGACCUAAUUCAAUCAAGAAAGGUAAGAAAAAGACAAUGAUGCCUUUGAUAGGAUGGCUUUUCUCUAAAAAGAAGGGAAGCCAUGAAGUUGACUCUCCAAAAGCUUAAGGAGUGUUACUACAUUAAUAAUUCCAUGUUAUUACUUUUCCUUAUUUUCCUUGCCAAGUUCUUGUUUUGGUAGUGAAACAAUGUAGGAAGAGUUUCCUUCUCUCGAUAGAGUUAUUGAAGAGAAAGUGAAUAAACAGUGACUUUGUGCAA
Messenger RNA from Trifolium pratense (red clover), 936 nucleotides. Its product is annotated as WEB family protein At3g51220-like. Lineage: Eukaryota; Viridiplantae; Streptophyta; Magnoliopsida; Fabales; Fabaceae. The record is from RefSeq and is a predicted model, not a curated record. Bases 136 to 786 code for a protein of 216 amino acids. The transcript has 2 exons.